AUGGCUCUCGGUAUCCCUUCAACUUCCACGAACCCCCCAAAAUGUCCUCGUUUCAGCCAAACUCCCAGUUUUGCUGGCUUUCCUCACGGCCGCCGUCGCGGCUAAUGAAAUCGUUCUCGCCAAGGUUGCUCUAAUGAUAACCCGUUGAUUUUUUGAUUUCCUUCAGACUACCGCACUCACCCUGUGGACGCCACCCACUAAAGUGGCCACUGAAGAAGCGCCCCUGCAGUGCCCCCUUGAAGAAGCACCCCUUCAGUGCCCACUUGACGGCUUCAACUUUAACUCCACGCUACCCAAGCCUUCACUCUUCGUCGUCGAGAACUUGACUUUGGUUAAUUUUUCAAAUUUUUGAGGGGAUCGCAUGGGGAAGGGCUGUGGUUUUUUUGAAGUGCGCCCGACGAAAAACGACUUCCGCUUGAAGUUAUUUUGAACCGCGUAACGCUGAGCCGUUCUUUACGCGACCAAAAAUUUAAAUAUAAUGAAAAAAAUAAAAUAAAUACAAAUCAGAAUGAGUAGCUUUCCAGAAAAAAUUGAAAAAAAACUUUUUAAUGAAUCGAAUGAAGCUUUUUAGGACAGCUUGAGAAUUAAUUUCAUUUUUUCAGGCCCCGAUUGUCCCGUUGUACCCAUGGGCUGUUGUGUCCAGCAACAACAAAACUUUGGAUAUGGUUUGUGAUUUUUUUUUUUGUCUUGAAAUGAACCGAAAUGCUCCGAAAUUAAAGUUUUUCGCACCCUGAAUAUAGUUCAAGAACCAUUAAAAAUAUUUUUCAAAGUUUUUCGAGGCCUAAAAUAACACAGAUAACGAAUUUUCGCUCCGAAAUACUAUGAGAUUUUGUCUCUGCGCCUUUAAAUACACCAAAUUUAUCUUAAUCAUCUUAAUUUUUUGUUGAUUUUGAAACCCCAAAUUUUUUUCAGACCCCCAUCAGGAAAGUGAAGCCAAUCACGCGUUUCAACAAGCAAAUUCGCGGUCGCAGGUUUGGCUCGAACGAACCGCUACGCGACCGCAACGCGUCCCUUUUUUCAGCGUUAACCCGUGGAUCUCGUCCUACGUCUGCUACGCGUUCAUCUUCAUCGUUGUUGCGGUCUACAUUGCCAACUUUGUCGAUGUAUGUUUAUUCGUUAUCGAGUUUUUCAGUUGCCUUUACUUUACUACUAAUAAUAUUUAUAAAGACUUGUAUUUAUGCGAACAACUGGGAAAAAUCGGUCCUCUUUCAUAGUUUUAAAGGGAUUAUAGUCUGUUCAGAUUUUUAAUGUCAAGUGCAAUGACGUCAUUCAAAAACACUCUGUAGAUGGCUCGCUCUCUGAUUGGUUCAUCACACCAUUGGGGGCGGAGCUUGAGCGACGACUUGACAUUCAAAAUGUGAACAGACUCUACGUUUUUGCAUCACGGCGUUUUUUUUGGCAGCGGCUCGUCCAUAUUUUUUCGUAAAGUGUGGUGUGUCGUGUGCAUACACUGCGGCGCUCUGGCACACACCGCGUUCAAAAUAUUUUUCGCGAAAUUCAAAAUCAUAUCUGAGUUUCUGAAAUUCAGUUAUAUUUUUCACUCUCUGGUGGCUAUUUUGAAUUUCGCGCAAUUUUUUCAACACGGCAUUUGUUUUUAAACAAAAAAAACAAAAAAUCGCGUUUUUUUUUAAAUGAAAAAAAUACAUUCCUAUCAUGACCCAUUGAUGCGCUUUUAAUAUUUCCUGUUGUUUACGCGUUUUUUCCAUGACGUCACAUGGAAACGGGGGAGGUUUUGACCACGCCCCCUAAAAUUUUGCUUUUGCAUUUUCUUCCACUAAGAAAAACACCGUGGCAUGUGUUACACGUGAACUUCAAUUUUGUCAGCCUUUUAUUUAAAAUUGCUUUACUUCGAGAUUUCAGGAGAUGAUGGAGCUUCUGGACGAAGAAGUGGAGGUCAUCAUGGUGCGGACGACGUCGCGUCGGUCCAGGACGUCGCCCAGGAAGCCUUCGACGGCCUUCCGUCGGAGUCUGUCGCCGAUUCCCGAAGCGUGCAGCGAUUGCUAA
Messenger RNA from Caenorhabditis auriculariae, 2004 nucleotides. NCBI's taxonomy places the organism in Eukaryota, Metazoa, Nematoda, Chromadorea, Rhabditida, Rhabditidae. The record is from the annotation of a GenBank genome assembly.